AUGAAACGAAAAAUAUUCCAAAAACCAGAAUUUAUCAAUUGGAAUCACAUUUUUUGUAACUUCACGACAUUAUUUAAUUAAAAGCACUAAUUAAUAACAAACUGAAGUAGCCUUCAUACCCGCCAAAACUACGUGCGACAGCAGACGACCUUUUAAAUGACAGUUGUAAAAAUAUCAAGCGAGAGAGAUUAUAAAAUUGUCAGCGUUCCUUUCAAGAAAAAGCCCAUCAAUUCCAACCACACUAAACAAUGAAGAGAAGAAAAAAUGAAACUUUUUUAUAAAACUAAUUACCAGAUGAUAGUGCAUAAAUAGUUGAACCUCCUUUGUGGUUAUUGGAGGAAAGCGCCCUGUCAAAUUUACUCCGUUGCCACGAAUGAGUUGCGUCCAACCAUCGAGCAAACACAUUACUCUUCCUAAUUGCAGAAAAUAUCAUCGUUUUUCUUAAAAACUGGCGUGAAAUGUUGCUAGUGACAUUAUUUAUUCGAAAUAAUUUAUUCGGAGUGAAAAGUGAAGUUCUGUGGUGAAAUAUAAACACGUAAAAUGUAGAGCGAUGGAGAUUUGCUUCUUGCAAUCAUGGCGGAAGUUUUUUGCGAUGGAUUUGUUCUGAAAACAUUUCUUCGCAGAUUCGAAUAGAAAAACACUAAACUAUUUUAAAAACGGACACACUUUUACUUAAACUUGACUUGAAACACAAAAUAAAAAAAUAAAAAAAUACUCACCACGAUGUGUGAAAUAAUGAAAAAGCUCAUAAAGAGCAAAGAAGUGCAGGAGAGAUGCUGCGACUGGGUGGAAUCUCAAAAGGAUAUUUCCCUUCUUGAAGAUCCUUUGUUUAUUCCAAAAUCAAAUGACAGUGAUGACUUCGAUACCGAUUCAGAAUUUGACUCUGUUUCACAAUGUGGAACAAAACGACGCCGAGUGGCUCUGCCAAUGAAAGAUGAGAAAUUGGACAUGUUGUGUGAAUGGAAAAACUGUGACUUUAGACACAAUUCGUCGAAAAAAUUUUUGGAUCAUAUGGGAGGUCAUAUUCCAGAAUUGGAAUUGAAGAUUGUGGGCGAUAAUAAUGCAAUAUAUGUGUGCGGAUGGACAAGCUGUCCUUAUGAAACUACUUUGUCAAAUGAAAUUACUUGGCAUGUUUAUUAUCAUUCUUAUCACACGAAGCUCAGGUCCAUCGGAAUCAACAUCAGGCAGAGGACAAGAUUACCGAAAUGUCUCUUAGAAACGGGCUGGACAAUAAUUGAGUUGCCGCCAACUUUGAUUUGUCAAUGGGACGAUUGUCCGAAAAGUUUCAAUAAAUAUCAAGGAUUACUCGAUCAUGUUACGAUUCACGUGGAAAAAAAUCCUCGGGGAAACAAAGUCGAAGGUGGGGUAAAAUGCAAGUGGGCAGGCUGCCAAGGAAAAUUCGCGAGUGUCUACAAAUUGAGAGAUCAUGUACGAAGUCACACCAAAGAGAAGAUCGUUGCUUGUCCAGAUUGUGGCUUUAUGUUUUCGACAAAUUCAAGAUUUCGGGAACAUUGUGAACGGCAAAUUCCUCUCGACAAACAGGGAUUCCAGUGUUCUCAUUGUAAUAAAUUUUAUGCGACUGAAAAAAUACUGAAAGAUCAUAUGAGACAGCAUAUAUUCACGCACAAGUGCAGCAUGUGUGAUAUGAGCUGCGAAUCAGUAGCAGCCCUUGCAAAACAUAUUCGUUACAGACAUUUGAAUGACAGGGCUUUUGCAUGUCAAUUGUGUAAACAUGCUGCCAAAACUCAACAGGAUCUCGAUUAUCAUAUGUCAGUUCACACCAAGGGACCAAAUUUUUUUUGCACAGUCGAUGGCUGCUUAUAUCAAUGCAAAAACGCCUACAUUUUAGAUAGACAUGUCGAGAAAGUUCACUGCCAAGAGGUGAGAUGGUAUUGUUGCCACGAAUGUCCCGUAAAGUAUCAAAAAAGUUACAGACUCUCGAGACAUUUGAUGGAUGCACAUGAUUUGCAGUUGCCUAGCGGACACAAGCGCUUUCAAUAUAACAAAGACGUGGAUGGAUGUUAUAGAGUUCAGACAAUCCGAUACGAAAGUGUUGAUGACGACGAGUUGAAACCUGCAUCGACAGCAGAUACUGUGCUUCCGGAAAAGAAUUAUACUUUGAAAAUCACUCAGGAUUCAGCAAUUCAUGUCGUAGUAAUGGAAGCAGAAGAUGGCCCAAAAGUAGCCAAAAAAAUAAAAAUGAAAACGGAAGAAGAGAUGGAAGCAGAAAAUGAGCGUAAAGUAAAAAAUAAAAUGAAAAUUAAAGCGGAAGAAGAAGAUAUGGAAACAGAAAAUGGGCCAAAAGUAAAAAAUAAAAUGAAAGUGAAUGCUGAGGAAGAAAUGAUGAAUGAAUUAGGAAAAUCGAUGCCUGUUAUUUCCAACAUUUUGAUCUCUAUUGACGAAAUGGACGAGGAGGGAAACAUCAUUCGAAGUAAAAUUGUCGAAACUCAAGAAACGAAUGUUUUGCCUCCAUCUGAAGAACCUCCAAUUAUUUUAACUUAAUGAUGAUACGGAUAUGAUUAUUUAUCAUCAAAAAUACGUGAUAAGUGUUAUUAUUUUUCCCAACUGCGAUACGUUGAUUUGCUUAGCUUUUAUUAUCAGAACCUUGGCGUACAAAUUAUUUUAUUAAGCGACUGAGUCUUCUUAGGUAUGUUUAAUAUGAAGAUUAUGCUGCAGUAAAAAAAGCAUGAAUAAUCAAUAAUUUUUAGUAGAAAUUUGUGAAAAUUGACGAAUAGAUAUUGAAAGGA
This is a messenger RNA of Belonocnema kinseyi, 2747 nucleotides long. RefSeq names its product histone H4 transcription factor (gene Hinfp). Gene Ontology annotation, molecular function: RNA polymerase II transcription regulatory region sequence-specific DNA binding; DNA-binding transcription factor activity, RNA polymerase II-specific. The record is from RefSeq and is a predicted model, not a curated record. Gene Ontology annotation, biological process: regulation of transcription by RNA polymerase II. Gene Ontology annotation, cellular component: nucleus. The transcript is spliced from 6 exons. The coding region runs from base 724 to 2502 and encodes 592 amino acids. NCBI's taxonomy places the organism in Eukaryota, Metazoa, Arthropoda, Insecta, Hymenoptera, Cynipidae.